Musa acuminata AAA Group (dessert banana) is the source of this 6939-nucleotide messenger RNA. Its product is annotated as protein NSP-INTERACTING KINASE 1. Gene Ontology annotation, molecular function: protein binding; protein kinase activity; ATP binding. Lineage: Eukaryota; Viridiplantae; Streptophyta; Magnoliopsida; Zingiberales; Musaceae. Bases 4831 to 6714 code for a protein of 627 amino acids. The record is from RefSeq and is a predicted model, not a curated record. Gene Ontology annotation, biological process: protein phosphorylation. The transcript is spliced from 16 exons.
CUGAGCCCCAAGUUGAUGCUGUGGGAGUCCGGUGAACGUUCACACGGUGUGACCGCCUGAGGCGCAAAUUUCCCGAAUCAUAUUCCUCUCUCUCUCUCUCUCUCUCUCUCGCUGCCUUCUCCGACGAACCCUAAUGCCUCCAUAUCUGGAUCAUAGUUGAUUGAAUUAUGUACCUUGCUUCAUAAGGUUUAUCAUAUUGUAAAAGGAGAUAUUGUGCCAAUCAUCAUGGGAAGCAAAAGCUGUAUACCUCCUCCGCUUCUGCGACGGCCUCUUCCUGGUUCUGGCUUGCUGCAACCAGGUCCAUUUGGUCCAGGCAUUCAUCCCCUGCCUGGUGCUUUUCCUUUCGAUAUGUUGCCACCUCCGGAAAUUAUGGAGCAGAAGCUUGCUGCACAUGAUGUGGAAAUGCAAAGACUUGCAUCAGAGAACGAAAGUUUUGCUGCACAUGAGGAAGGAAUUAUCUGCUGCACAACAGGAGUUGCAGAGAUUGCAGACUGACAUGGGUACCAUUAGAGUGAUCAAGAGCAUCAAUUAAGAAUGCUCUUGGAUAAUAUUUCAAAGAUGGAAGCUGACUUGAAAGCUUCUGAACCUGUUAGUGUAGAUUUGCAGCAGGUUCAUGCAGAAGCUUAGAGCUUGGUAGUAGCAAGACAGGAGCUAAUUUUCAGAGUACAACAGCUGACUGAGGAUUUGCAGAGGAGCCAUGGUAAUGUCCAGCAAAUCCCAUCAUUGAUGUCGGAACUUGAGGUCCUUGACAAGAAUAUCAGGAUUGCAGAGCCACAUAUGAUUCUGAGAGGAAACUGCACAUGGAUCAUUAUGAGUCACUUCAAGUAAUGGAGAACUAUGUCUCCAUGGUAAGAGAGGUAGAAAAAUUAUGUGCUUGAUUGAGAAAAUCUACUAACCUUGUCAGAAGUGGUAUGGUUGCCUUUAAGUACACAUUUUCUGAUCUUCAUGCCUUCUAGAUGAUUGGUGUUUAAAAGAUUGAGAAUCUUUUCUAUUGAACAACCCGAAUAUUUCUAUUACAUUUAAUAUGUUAGGUGGGCAAUUUGGAUCAAAUGCUUGGGCUUACAAGGAAAAUGAUGCAUUUGGACACCAUCCUGUAGGAUAAAAUGCUUAUGAAGAUGGUUAUGGAGUCUCUCAGUUGGAAUGCAGGAGCAUGGUCCUUCUGUUGGUGCAGUUUGGUAUGGUAGAGCUGCAGCUGGAUCUGUGGCUGCACGGGAUCUACAUGAUGCCCCAAGAGGCCAUGCAUAUGAUGCUUCUAAAGGAUCUAGUUUCAGUUCUCCAAGAGUUCAGCCUAUAAUGCUGCUGGAGGUAGCAGCUAUGAUGGACCUAGAGGCACUGGUUAUGAGGCUUCCGUGGCUUCUGGAUAUGAUGCACCUAAGGUAGUCAUGUGGAACGCUGCUGCUUCCUAUGGAUUAACAAAUGCGACAUCUUAUGGAGCAGCAGCAGCUUCACCACUCCAUAGUUCAACACAACAAGCGACAUAUGGAUCUGGGCAGACUCCACCUGCCUAUUUAUCAACAUAAGAAGCACCAUAUGGAUUGAGGCACCUUGUGACGGAAACACCGUGCAUAGAUAAAUUGAAAUUGACCUACGGAGCAGUUUUUUCGGCCCACACGGCAACAACAUUGCCCUAGUUAGCAAUGCUUCAGGGACAUCUGGUUAUUUCAAAAUGUACAGAAUUAAGAUAGUCAAAGCAAGGGGAGAACGCAAACCACAGGUAGCUCUUAUCUACCAUGGCAGACUCCUAUAAUCUUCACACAACCAGCAACAAAUCUUCACCUUUUACAUGCCAAAAUGCUGAUGGAAGUUGCUGUGCAUAAUUGAACAAAUUGCUGUAAAGGCGGUGUCAGGUUGAAGGGCCAAUGACUGUAACAUGGAAUGAAGCUGAUGAACAUGAUCUGUGGAGACUAGUGAAGGUAUGAUCUGCACAGAAUCCACUCAGAUGUGAUUGCCUGUAUUCAGCAAUAUUUUCCACCCACCAGUGUACUCAUCUAGGUUACUCAGGUAAGUUGACUUUAGUCAACUGAAUUUAUCUAGCUCUUCGUGUUCUCUUUUUUCUUUUAUGACUCACUUUCUGUUCACCUGUUACCAUGCUAAUAAUUCUAAUUAGACAAGUUCGAAUUAAACUAGUCGGGACUAAAAUCUAUGGGAUUGGAUACCAAUGGAAUCCAAAGAUUUGAGACUUUUAACUUGUAGAACAAACUCAACAUAUGUCAUGAAAAUUUACUAAAAUGAUUACAUUUUUAGUCUUCUCUUAAAUAUUCUCACACAAAAGUGUUUUCCUAAUAUGGAUGGAAGUGUAUGGAUAUUUUAGGGACUGCCUUCCAUUCAUGGAGGAGAGCAAGCUUUUGAUCAUUUGAACUCAGUUGUCUCUAGAGUUACUUCCACCCUUCUAUUACAGGCAUGUGUUGCACUCUUCAAGAAGACACAGUUCAAGAGGGGAUUCCCUGCUUGCAUACCAGCCAUGGCCGUCGUCAAAGGUACACUUCUUUGGCCAUUAAACCUUGUGGUAACUUUUGAGCAAGAUGUGCAGCAAGUCAGCAGUAAAUGAAGAUCCUUCUUUUGAAUUAACUAUUUCUUAAUUAAUAUUGUGUUGCUUGUGAGGUCAUGCUAUGACUAGGGGUAUAUAUUCCUUGAAACAAGAGCGAGUGGCUAGGGUUAGGAGAGAAGGAAUUCAUGUCUUUUGGACUUGCAUUGCAUGUUCACAUGGAAGAGACAUGUCACAUAUAAUAUAUAGCUCAGAAAGGACACCCCCAGGGAUAACCAUUGGAUGAUUGCUCCUAUUCUUCCAAUUUGGAUCCUAUGAUGGGUUCUAUUACCCACCUCCACUGACUUUGUCUCUACCUUUUUCAUCCACCUCUAGUGUUUUUAAUGACUAAGGAUUAUUCUUUAUUUGCUUUUCUUCCUUCCUUUUCUCUGAAACAACAUUCCAUCAUCAAGAUAUUAUAGUAGUUCUUUUUUUGGUGUAAACUUUGAAAUUUAUGAAGGUUUUUUUUUAAUGUUGUUUUGUAGUUUGAAAUUGUGAAUAUACUUGUUUUUAUGUUUUUGGGUUUUGAAAAAAACAUAAUAACACAAAAUAAAAAUAUCUCCAUGCCUGCUUCAAAAAUGGGUUUUAAAAAUAAAUUCAUUUGCAUUUUUGACCUAAAAGACUUCUCCAGUGUCAAUCCAUCAUUUGCUAUUCCUACUCUUUCUCUCUCUCCUUGAUUUGACUUUGAAGAGAAAAUAUGAAAUUUUAAGGAAAUGUACAGUCUCUUAUCAUGGUGGGAUUUUUUUGUUAUUAUUUUUUGAAACGAUUUCUCAUCCUUCUUGAAAAUUUGGGACUUGUGUUAUUCUUUAAAACCUUUAAUGUCGUUUUUUUUUGUCAUUGUUGUCCAACAUUUUUAAAUUAUAUUUUGUUUUUUGCUAUUAUGUGUGACUUUUUAGAUCAUUCUCGAACAUUCGGGAUUUUUUUUUUUUGGUAAUUAUGAAAUAUGGGGGAAUAAUAAAGAAAAAUAAAACUCGGUGUCGACCGCGUGGUGCGUUGGCAGCAUUUGGAGCGUCGGAUGUGCACCCGUGAGGGUUACGAAUAGAAGAGAUCACAUGCGCGUAAACCACACGCGUAUGAAAACACCGUGCGAGAACACCACCCACGGCCGACGACGGCAGCUUUUGGUGCACCCGUGACGAGGGUUCUGCAACUGCGAACUCUGCAAUCUUGCCGACGACUUCUCCUGCGGUGCUUCGAUUGUGAUCGUGGUGACAAAACAGGGGUGGCAUGGCUGAGGGAGGGAAUCAGUAAAAGCACUCUUCACACCACACCCGCAUGAAGAACACAAAAUAUUAAUUAGCAUUGCAGUGAAGGAAGAAGACAGGGCAACAAAGAUAUGUCCCCUUCCCCCACACACGCAUCUCCAGAUGCCAACCAUGCCUCACUGGUCCCUUCUCAAACGGAAUGAUGGGUGGCCAAACCCAGGGAAUGUUGGAUUCUAUGUUUCCCCACCACCGCCUUCCGCCUUCCUUUUCACCUUGUCCGUUUCUUGCUUCCUCCCACACUCUCCUUACUCCGACGGAGAUUUAGUGUUUUCUCUUCAUUUCUCAUAUGCCAUCGGUAAUGGUAAUGGCUUUGUGGAUGGAUGCAUUGAAUCAUCCAUUCCAUUUUGAUGGCAAAUUCGUGACAACUCGAGCAGAGAAAACCAGGAAACAUAUGUUCUUCAUGGGAAGAAUCUAAUCAAGCUUAGGUUGGAUGCAUCAGCGAGUCUAGGAAACUAGAGUACAUCAUAUGGACCCUUUUGAGGGCCAUCUUUAACAUAGUUAUUCUUUGAGGAGCAUCAUUAGCUGUCCUCCUCCUCUUGUAAUUGCUGGAAGGGAACUUGUUCCCUUCUCUCUCUCUGUCUCUGUCUCUGUCUCUCUGCUUUUAAGCAGUCCUGCAACUCUGCCAUCAAAAAACAUGAACAUCUUGUCAUUCCAUAAUCUGUCAUCAAUUUGUGCCAGACACACCUCCCAAGCAAGUGACCCACCAAAUAUUUCCAUUCUUUGUUUUCAUCGGAAUAACAAUCCACCACUUCAUCUCACUUCUAACUUGCUGCAUCUGGCGAGCAUGUCUGCGCUCCCCACUUCCUUGCACUCUUAAAAAACUCUCCUUUUCAUUCCAUCAAGACAGCAAAUUCUACAGACUUGUCUACUGUCUCCUGCCUCAAGAGAGGAGGAUUGGUAAUAGGAGGCUGCCUGGUGCGUGAAAGAGGAAUCCCAUGAAUGAUUUCACCACCUGACUCCAUCAAGCCAUCGCUGCAAACCUUAAGCUGAACACCUGCCGUGCCUGCUCUCGAGUAUCUGUUAUUUGGAGACUGGCACACAAUGAGCUCGAUGAGACCAAGGAAGGGCAGCACUCUGGUCUUUUGGUCGGUCUUCUUCUUCCUCUGGACUAUCGUAACUGCUACACUCUCCCCCAAAGGUGUCAACUUUGAAGUGCAAGUUUUGAUGGGUAUAAAAGCUUAUCUUGUGGAUCCUCAUGGUGUUCUCGAGAAUUGGGACCAGGACUCUGUUGAUCCAUGCAGCUGGACUAUGGUCACAUGCUCACCUGAGAACUCAGUCAUUGGCCUGGCAACUCCAAGCCAGAAUCUCUCUGGUACUCUCAAUCCAAGCAUAGGAAACUUGACAAACCUUCAAAUUCUGUUCCUGCAGAACAAUAACUUAUCGGGGCCAGUACCGCCAGAAAUUGGGAAGCUCUCCAAGCUUCAAACCGUUGAUCUGUCCAACAACUACUUCUCCGGCAAAAUCCCUGCCUCGGUGGGCAAUCUGAAUGGUCUUCAGUACAUGAGGCUUAAUAAUAACAGCCUUACUGGAGCAUUUCCUGCAUCUUUGGUCAAUCUUUCACAACUUGCUUUUCUGGACUUGUCUUACAAUAAUAUCAGCGGCCCUAUACCUAAGCUUCCAGCGAAAACGUUCAACAUUGUUGGAAAUCCUUUAAUUUGUCCAUCAGCUUUGAAGCAAAAAUGCUUUGGAAUGAUGCCCAUGCCAAUGUCCUUCGACAUGAACAAUUCACAAAGUGCUCCAGCUUUGGUGAGGCCCAAAAGCUACAAAGUCAUUCUUGCAUUUGGAUCCACCUUUGGGAGCAUCUGCUUAGUUUGUCUUGGCUGUGGACUUUUUCUCUGGUGGAAGCAAAGUCAUGACCAACAGAUAUUCUUUGAUGUCAACGACUUACAACAUGAAGAACUCUGCCUCGGUAAUCUAAGAAGGUUUCACUUCAGGGAGCUUCAGAUAGCAACAAAUAACUUCAGCAGCAAAAACAUACUAGGCCGUGGUGGCUUUGGAAAUGUCUAUCGAGGGACGCUGCAAGAUGGAACUUUAGUCGCCAUCAAAAGGCUCAAGGAUGGAAAUGCUGCAGGUGGCGAGAAACAAUUCAAAACUGAAGUUGAAAUGAUCAGCUUAGCAGUGCACAGAAACGUCCUUAGGUUACUUGGUCUUUCCAUGACUGCCACAGAAAGGCUUCUUGUUUAUCCGUACAUGUCAAAUGGAAGUGUUGCUUCCCGACUCAAAGCAAAACCAACAAUAGACUGGAGUACCAGAAAAAAGAUAGCUUUGGGAGCUGCAAGGGGCCUUCUUUAUCUGCAUGAGCAAUGUGAUCCCAAGAUCAUUCACAGAGAUGUAAAAGCUGCCAAUAUACUGCUGGAUGACCACUGCGAGGCUGUUGUGGGAGACUUUGGACUAGCAAAGCUUCUUGAUCACAGGGAUUCACAUGUAACUACAGCUGUGCGGGGAACCGUGGGACACAUAGCACCAGAGUAUCUCUCGACGGGCCAAUCCUCUGAGAAAACAGAUGUAUUUGGUUUUGGAAUCCUCCUCCUCGAACUGAUUACUGGUUUGGGAGCCGUAGAAUUUGGUAAGGCAGCAAACCAGAAAGGUGCCAUGCUCGAUCGGGUUAGGAAGAUUCACCAAGAAAAAAAACUUGACAUGCUGGUUGACAAGGAUCUGAAGAGCGACUACGACCGGGUUGAGCUGGAAGAGAUCAUCCAAGUGGCACUCCUGUGCACGCAGCACGUUCCAGGCCACAGGCCAAAGAUGUCUGAGGUGGUUAGCAUGCUCGAAGGUGAUGGUCUCGUAGAGAGAUGGGAGGCCUCUCAGAGGAUGGAGGCUCAUAAGCUGACGGUGCCCGAGACCUUCUCGACGUGUUAUUCCUUCAACAUCACCGAUGACUCCUCAUUACAGGCACAAGCUAUUGAGCUUUCUGGACCAAGGUGAUCGAUCGAUGAUGAUAGUUGAUUGUCAUAACCAAGAUGCCUAUAAUGCUAUGCGAAGAGAUUGUACAUAUCAUAUCAGGGCCAUUAAUCUCUGUUAAGAAUAUAUACGAUAACAUGUGUUAUUGCAUAGCAAUAAAUUAAUUUUAUGCUUUUGUAUAGAAAUAAAUUGAUCAUACAUGUGUUAUGAUAAGUUCACAAUGAAAUGAAAAGUAUAGUUGAAUGCUUA